GGAACCGGGUCUGUUUGCUGUUGGGAGUGGAGUGCCUAGAGUCUGGUAUACGUUGUGGUUCAAGCAUAUUUGCGUCAGAUUCGCGUUCAUAUUUGUCAAAUUCCCCUUCAAUCCUACCUCAACAGCUGUUGUAUCCUGCUACGACCAACAUGUCUCAAGUUCCUGGAACGCCUCUCCGUCGCUCUACACGCCUUUCCGUUGCCCGUUCAGUUGUUACUUCCGUCGCCGAGACCACUGCCACUCAGUCUCGCGCUGCUACUAACCGCCGCAAGGGCCCCUUACCCAAGGUCCAGGCGCAACAAUCCCACGCUUACGGUUCCGCUGGUCGUCUAGCCACAGCUCAAGACCUGACGGUUCCUAACUCUGGUUUUGCUCAGGCCUUCGGCGCCCAGCGUGACAAUGCUGUGGCCCGCGACGAAGAGCGGCCCUCCGGCCGUGGCUCUUCACCAGCUUCUUCCAGCUCCAUUCCUAUUAUCGUGAAGCAAUAUGCCCGCGACUCCCGGUCUCCUGCUCGAGCUCCCUCACGUUCCCCACCGCUUGAGUCAAAUGACGAGUUCGAGGAAAAUGCUAACGGUAGUGGUAUUGCUGGUAGUGCCAGCCCAAGCAUUAAUAGCGGCUCACCCACUCCAUCUUAUGUCAAUACGACCAAGUCUUUCGGCAUGGUUCAUGAAGCUGGAAUGACUGCCGCGCCGGCAGUUCAACUCAACGGUACUCCUUGCGCCCUCCCCCACCCUAUCCAUGACGGCAAUGAAGACGGCAAUGCGGAUACCCACCCUCACAAGUCGUACUUCUUCCUCCUGCUGAUGACGUUCAUGCUCGGCUGCUUCGCUGUCGGUUUCCUGGCCAUUCCUGGCGUGCCAUCUAUCAACACUACCGAGUCUUCCGCUAUCAGCAUGCUUAGUGCUAUUAACUACCGUAUCGUUUACACCUGGAACGGGAUUAAAAACGCUAUCAUGCCGCAAGUUGACGGUGGGAACACUGAGCCUGGUGUCACCUAUGGCUACGACCUCUCUCACCGCGUUGCCAACGUCGAGAAAUCACUUGCUAAUCUCGAUGGUACUCUUACCCGCUUUAGCGAGUACCUGCCACCGGCCAUCGUCCUGCGUCGCAACAAAAAAGGCCACCUGGAGAUUCCGGAUGAAUUCUGGCGUGCCCUGGAAAGCAAACUCAACUCCGAGGGCCUCAAAAACCCCACAAUCACUAGUGAUGUCAAUUGGAUCGACUUCUUGUCCAAGAAUCAAGCGAAGAUCACUCAGCUGAUCCGACACGAACUCAACAAUGACACUCGCCAGUCCACCCUCGAGAUCAUCCAACGCAAAGAGUUCCUCGACCUUCUACAUCUAGAAUACACAAAGAUAUCCGACCGUGUUGAUCGGAAAAUUGCCGAAGCCAAUAAAGCCUUCUCUAAAGAGGCCAAGACUGCGGCGAGGCAAAUUGCCUCCAAAGCGUUCCUAGACCAAAUCCGCUUCGACGCUCUUGCCUAUUCCAACCUUGUCGCCAAUGCUGAAAUUAGCCUCCGCAAAGUCAACUUCUUCUCUCCUGGUCUUGGCGCUCGCGUAGAUCCGUACAAGACAUCGUCGACCUUUGUGGACUCCUCCUCUUUACAGUCUUCGACGUAUAGACGACUGUUGUCGCUUCAAAUCCGCCGUCCACCAGUCAGUGCUCUGGAGAAGUGGGACGAGCCUGGAGAGUGUUGGUGUGCGGCUCCCACUGAUGGCAAAACGGGCUUAGCGCAGCUGGCCGUCAACCUUGGUCAGAAUAUGAUCCCGAAACAGGUCACCGUCGAACACUUACCUAAAGAGGCCUCUCUCGAUGUCGGCAGUGCCCCUAAGGACAUGGAAUUGUGGGUUGAGACGGACGUCUCUGUCGAGGACCUAGGUUGCAGUGAAGGCCCUAAGGGAUGGGCUUGCCUGGGCAAAUUCAAGUACAAUGUCCACGGCUCCAACCACGUUCAAACCUUCAACCUGGACAUUGAUCUUUCUGCACCUGUAAGCAAGACCCUGGUACGGGUCACUAGCACCUGGGGUGCUUCCUAUUCUUGCCUGUACAGGCUGAGGCUUCACGGAGACAGGGCCUGAGCGGCGACUUUUGUUACUAUUUUCUUUUUUUUGGGUUUGUAUUGGGAUAUUGGGCAUUGGGAUUGGGGCUCUGCGGUGUUUUUGGAGUUCUGAUUUUCACGAGUUGUAUACCCU
This is a messenger RNA of Lindgomyces ingoldianus, 2192 nucleotides long. RefSeq lists its product as uncharacterized. NCBI's taxonomy places the organism in Eukaryota, Fungi, Ascomycota, Dothideomycetes, Pleosporales, Lindgomycetaceae. Gene Ontology annotation, molecular function: protein-membrane adaptor activity. The record is from RefSeq and is a predicted model, not a curated record. Bases 150 to 2078 code for a protein of 642 amino acids. The transcript is spliced from 2 exons. Gene Ontology annotation, biological process: nuclear envelope organization. Gene Ontology annotation, cellular component: meiotic nuclear membrane microtubule tethering complex; nuclear envelope.